UCUUAGAGAAUUUACUUCCGAUUUCCGCAUGAUGUGUCAAUAAAACAAAUAACUUCAUUCAGGGGAUGUGAAUGGGAUAUUGCUUGGAUAUCAUUCCCUACAGUGCGGUUCAAAUCUAAUCUGACAAAAUGGAUUACUCUGGAAAAGAAAAGGAGGCUUUGGCCAUUAUGGCUGAGGCAGACAAGAAAAUGAAAACGUCGCAUUCGAUGUUCGGAACGUUUUUCGGGAGUUCCUCCAAGGUCGAGGAGGCCUGUGAAAUGUACGUGAGAGCUGCCAACAUGUUCAAGAUGGCAAAGAACUGGAGUGCCGCAGGAGAUGCCUUCUGCAAAGCUGCACAGCUGCAUUUGCGGGUGCAAAACAAGCACGACGCAGCCGUAAACUUUCUUGAUGCUGGCAAUGCAUUCAAAAAGUCUGAUCCUCAAGAGGCAGUAAGCUGUUUCUGUCAGGCCCUUGACAUCUACACAGAUAUGGGUCGUUUCAACAUAGCAGCAAAACACCACAUAUCUAUUGCAGAAAUCUAUGAAUCUGAGUUAUUGGACAUUGAGAAAGCCAUUUCUCAUUAUGAACAGGCAGCAGAUUAUUUCAAAGGGGAGUCAUCCACCAGUUCAGCCAACAAGUGUCUUCUCAAAGUGGCGAACUAUGCGGCUCAGAUGGAGCAGUAUCAGAAAGCCAUUGAAAUAUAUGAGCAGAUUGGGACUUACGCCAUGGACACUACCCUGUUGAAGUAUGGUGCUAAAGACUAUUUCUUCAAAGCAGCGCUGUGUCACUUCUGUGUGGACAUGCUCAACUGCAAGCUGGCUGUACAGAAGUAUGAAGAGCUGUUCCCAGCCUUCUCAGAUGCUAGAGAGUGCAGACUUCUUAAGAAACUUCUUGAUGCAUAUGAAGAGCAGAACAUUGAUGCAUACGCUGAUGCAGUAAGGGAAUUUGACUCCAUCGCCAGGCUUGAUCAGUGGCAGACCACUAUGAUACUUAGAAUCAAGAAGACCUUUCAGGACGAGAACGACGACCUUCGCUAAUGUGAAGUCAUGAUUCCAAGCACACCACCCAUUCUCCUGUCCUUCCUCUCUCUUAACUAUUAUUCCAUUCUCACAAUGUAUUUGUGUAAAUUAAGGUCACGUGCACUUUGUCUUGAGCCUUUUUCUCCCAAAUCCUACAGUCUUCAAGGAAAUAUAGCUUUUAUCUCCAAGAACACUGUGAAGUCUUCUAGAAUGACACUAGGUAGGAUUUAUGUUACAAGCUUUGACAGCAACUUUCUUUAGUUUUAAAUGUAAUGGAUUAUAAAUGUGAUUAUUGUAUGCGUUACCAUUUUCGUCCAUGCUUGUGCAGCUUCAGUAGUUGUUUUAUUUAUCAUUCUUUUAUUAUUGGUUGUAAAUUAACUUUUGAUUGUCAUUUAUUCUAGAUCCAGCCGCAAGGCUCUUUAUGUGUCAACAUUAAUUAGUAGAACUUAUUAUCAGAAUCAGAAAGAGCUUUAUUGCCAGAUAUGUUUACACAUGAGGAAUUUGUUUUGGUGACAGAAGCUUAGUGAUAAUUAUUAUUAUCAGUGAUUAUAAUUAUUAUAAUGAAGUAUUUAUAAUUUGUGCAAAAUACUGUAACUAUGAUAAGCUAGAAUCGGCUGAAACGACACUAAUUGCCAUUUUCUUGUUUUCCUCUAUGUAGGACAUGAUCAAGAACAAAUUUUCUUCAGUUGGGAUAGUUCACCCAAAAAUGAAAAUUCUGUCAUCAUUUACUCACCCUCAAGUUGUUCCAAACCUGUACGAGUUUCUUUCUUCUGCUGAACACAAAAGAAGAUAUUUUGAAGAAUGUCGAUAACUAAACAGUUGAUGGACCCUUUUGACUUCCAAAGUAUUUUAUUUUCCAUACUCAUAAUAUGGAAGUCAAUGGGGUCCAUCAUCUGUUUGGUUAUCGACAUUCUUCAAAAUAUCUUCUUUUGUGUUCAGCAGAAGAAAGAAACUCGUACAUCAUUUUUGGGUGAAGUUUCCCUUUAAAAACUGAUUAAGAAUUAUCAUAAAUUAAACAUAGAAGAGUGAAUCUGUAUGAUGGUAAUUGCAGUAUUUUGAAGGACUGGAGGAUGUGAGGUUGUAUUAGUCCUCUGUCUGAAUGUGCAAUGGUUAACUGUGCAAUUUCUUUAUGACGUAUAGUGAAUGAAAUGGUUUUUACCAACCGUUCGGACACAUUCCUCAAUACUUGAGUCCCUUUUUCAAAACUCUUCACACAGCGAGCAUAACAUCAGUCUAUGUGGACUAAACUGUGGAUCAUUCUUUUCUCACUUAGACAAACACUGCCAAAACUCUGAAGCAUGUUUACAUACUCUUUUCAAAACUGUUAAACCUAAGCUCAAAACCUAACAUAACACAAAAAUAAAUAAGACAGCAAUUUUCUACAUUUCUACAGAAAUACCAUAUUGAAAUAUAUUCUGAAUCUAAAAAAUAAAAUGCUAUCAAAACGAUUAGAUGUAGCUGAAUACCUACAGUACUUUGGUGUUUUUUGCUCUAAAAAACACAAGAAGCAUGUCCGAGAUGUGCAUUUUAAAAGUUGAACAUACAUAAACUCGAUAACCGUGUUUUAGAUCGGCGUAUCAUGCACAAGAUGCUACAAGAGACCAGAGAGUAACAGUUAAAGACUUCCAUCUAGCGUGUUUACAUAGAAGAAGAAUGGAAAAGUAGCGCAGUGGAAUGGAAAAUCAUUUGGACCAUGUAACAAACACUGCAGUGAAUUGAAACAGAGAUGUCAUUCUUGUUUUGUAAAGAAAUUUUUACAAAAGAAAAUGUGUAAUGCUACCUGUUGCUAGUGAUUUUUAGGUUGUCGUUUCAUGGGUGACAAAGUGUGUUUGUUUACUUUUUGUGUUAUGGAAGAAGGACUUGAUCUGAGACAUGUAUGGAGUGUUUUGUGUAGUUUUAGUGUAUUUCGAACGUCAAAUUAACUGCUGUGCCAAGAUGAAUGUUGUUUUGGACAACUGUGUGAAGGGUUUUUGAAAAAGUGUCAUAAGUAUUGAGAAAUGUGUCCUAGCGAUUGUUUAAAAAAAAAAAAAACCUUACCUGAGGAACCAGCUUGCCAAAAAGUUGUCCUAGUUUUUCUUAAGCUAAUAUCAUGCUGAGUUUAAUUUAUUGAUGUUAGGGUACUCAAAAAACACUCAAGUUAUUUAGCCUGUUUAAGAUUACACAUUUCAAUUAAUAGUAAAAUUCCAUCAAAUUGACUUGAAUAAUCCUUACACAUUGUUCAUAUUAUGAAUUAAGAAUUUUAAAUGAGUAAAAGCUUAAUAAAACAUUUUGUGGAACAAGGGAAUGGAUUGUUUAGUUUAUGUAAUUCAUAUUCAAUUUUAAAAAAAUGAAAAUAUGUUUAAAUUUAGGAAUAUAUAUCAAAAACCAUUUGUAAUAUGAAUAUGUAAGGAUUAUUCAAUUCACUUUGAUGGAAUUUUACUGUUAACUGAAAUUUGUAAAUCUUUAAAAAAAAGCUUACUUUUUUUUGAGUGCAGGAUUGUAUUGUUUACCUAAAAUGCACUAGAAAUUAUAGGCAUCUUAUUUAUUAAGUUGAUAAUUUGUGCAGUUAAAUGUUUUUCGUGUUGACAGUUUCAUCUACAUACACAUUGAUGCUUACGACUAAUUAUGUACCAAUACAGGACCUUGAGCAUGGAAAAAAAGCAUGGCAGAAUAAGCUUAAUGUAACAAAAAAAUGAAGUGUAACACAGUACAAGGUGUUAAAACAGUCGAAGCAUGCAUGUAUUCACCAAAGCUGUUAAACUGAUUUAAAAAGCGAAUAAACGAUAUGAUUCCCCAUA
This is a messenger RNA of Megalobrama amblycephala (Wuchang bream), 3775 nucleotides long. RefSeq names its product N-ethylmaleimide-sensitive factor attachment protein, alpha a (gene napaa). Gene Ontology annotation, cellular component: vacuolar membrane; synaptobrevin 2-SNAP-25-syntaxin-1a complex; terminal bouton. The record is from RefSeq and is a predicted model, not a curated record. The coding region runs from base 129 to 1016 and encodes 295 amino acids. The transcript has 11 exons. Gene Ontology annotation, molecular function: syntaxin binding; soluble NSF attachment protein activity. Gene Ontology annotation, biological process: SNARE complex disassembly; regulation of synaptic vesicle priming; intracellular protein transport. NCBI's taxonomy places the organism in Eukaryota, Metazoa, Chordata, Actinopteri, Cypriniformes, Xenocyprididae.